Molecule: messenger RNA, 8456 nt
Organism: Coregonus sp. 'balchen'
Lineage: Eukaryota; Metazoa; Chordata; Actinopteri; Salmoniformes; Salmonidae
Source: the annotation of a GenBank genome assembly
AUUUGGGGAAAGAAAGAAACGAAGUUGGUGUAGCUAUGUGAUACAUUCACGGAGUGGAUUAAUUGUAGACUGUUCUUUCUGUAAACAUGGUUUGGCAAUGGUCAGUAGAGUUAACGGCACCAUGCGUCCCGUUCUCAAAUGUAUUCGCUGAAUUUUGGAGUAAAAUUAUUUGAAAAAGGGAAUGAUAGCAAUAACGCAUUCUCGAAACAUCGAAUGCUGUAUGUUUUCUUUUGGUCCGCAUUUUGAUAAUCUGUUUUUUUUAUCUCCCUUUUCAAGAUCAUUUUCAUGUCGUAAAGUGAAUAGAAGAGUUUGGACAAGCAACAUUUUCUACAAAAACGGACUUAUUUUCCUCCUUCCACUGGACCCCACGAGCGCGACGAGUGAUUUUUCAAAAAGCUUUUGCCCUGGAACAUCCUGAAAAAAGGAUAACUUAACACACUGGACUACAUUUGCUUUUUUUAAAAAACAUUGUAAUGGGGAAUAUAUCUUCUAAAGGACACAAACAAGAGUAGAACACUUAUACUGGUGCCAGCUGCGUGCGAAACAACAAAUAGCAGAAACGCAACUCCUCUUUACGUGACCGCUAGGCAAUAAAGUCUAGCCUAAUGUAAUGGACCAUUCGUUCACACUGAUGCAGGUGUGGAGCUACCUAGUCUCAUACGAGACCAACAACUUAAACUUAAUGAAAGUGUCCUAAAUAGCUCUAUUUAUCAGUAUUUAUUUCCAAUAUUGGCAGAAUAAUAGAAGUAGUCCACUUCUAACUCGAUGGAUUCACAUGCGUUACCAUCUACCUGUCUGCCUGUAGUCUCCACAGCCAAGACAAGAUGACUGUGAACACUGUUGUUCAAACAUGAUUACGUCGUCAUGUGAUCCUCCCAAAAUGUCUUAAUCGUCUUAUUUAACGUCUGUUUUUAUUUAUUGUCUGUGUACAUAUAGCCUAUUGGUUGUUCUCAUUUGGGGGGUAUUUUGUUGGGGGUAUUUGUUGGUUUUGCAUAUAGAUUGCAGGGUCUGUAAUUUCAACUACUGUAGUUCAACUACUGUAGACAUACUUGAGACUUUUAAUGUAUUUCCAACUCACACGCUGUAUUUAUUGAGUACGUUAACUUAGACCAUAGUGGUUCAUUAACAGCAUUUAUUUUUACUUGAUUAUUCCGAGUUUUAGACGACCAGGUUAGACAUUACGAUGGACCGACUUGGAAGUAAGUUAUUGGAGAAGUUGAAACUGACUGACUCAGGAAGUGUGAAAUUCGCCAGUUCUAAAAAGAAAAACGAGUUGGUCAACAACAUCAACAAUAACAGCAAUGGGAACAGCAGUGGGGACACCAGUAGUGGACUACCACCAAGCCUGAACACUGCCACCUCCUCACCUUCAAGACCUGGUCAGUUCUCUCUCACCUCUCCAACCUCAACGGAGGCGUGUGGGCUGGCCAGUGGCGGGAAGGGACUGGGAGAAAGAGUCUCCUCUACCCAGCACCUCUCGACCUCCAUCACCCCCCAACCUACUGACUGCGAACAUCAACCCUACUCCCCCUCGACUCUCGCCCCCCUCCGGCGCCGGACGCCCCAGCAGCGUGCCUCCUGCUACCUGGGGGAGGGCGUUGACAUCCAGAUGAGGCGUGAGUCAGGCCUCGGGGACUGUGACCCUGCUGGGUCCAAGGCUUCUCUGAACCAACGCCGCUACUCCCUUGAGCUCCAACAGCUGGUCCGACGCCAGCAGCUCCUCUCCCAGCCUCCUCUGUCCCAUUCAUCUGUCCCCCCUCCAGCGUACCCCAUCCCCUCCUCGGGUUAUGGCUCUGCUCCCCGCGGCGGGGCCAUGGCUGAGCCACACUACCUUCCCGAGCCUGAGCGUCACAAACGCCUCUCCCUGCAGGAGGCAAUGUUCUACAAGAGGCUGAGCACGGGAGGGGAGCUCUGGGAGAGCACCAGACCGGCAUCGCUCUCUCACCCCCCACACCGGCCCUCUGAGAUGGGUGGAGGAGGAGGGUUCUUCCCCCCUGGCCCAGCACUGAGCCCCUGCUCCUCCUUUAGCCUCCAGGAGUCAGUGCUGGUCAGUCCCAGGUCCAGCUUCGCCUCCAGUACAGCCAGCGGUGGAGGAGGAGGGAGCCCUAUGGGCAGCCGCUGUAGCAGCAACCGCACCAGCGGAAUCAGCCUGGGCUACGACACGCGCUACUCAGCCUCCUCCGCCAUGGCACCGCAGCUGCAGUUCUCCUCCCUGCACACAGGGGGCUCCACCAGCGGACAGGGCUACACAGUCUCAGGCAGGGCCGGGGCGCCCUCUGGGGCUGGAGGCUGGCAGGACUACCUGGAUGGGGUGUUCUCACCCGGAGGAGCAGGGAUUCAGGAUAGCCGGCAUUCGUACCCGCCUGCGUUAGGGAGCCCGGCGGCUGCCUGUUACCGGGCUGGGCCUGAGUGGUGGGACGAGAAGGGAGCAGGGGCAGCCCGAGGAGAGGAGACUGGCAUGGGUGCUGGCGGGGAGCGGAUGCGCUUCUCGGACCUCCCGGGUACCCGCUACCAGGAGGAGCUGACACGCCUGUUGCUAAGAGAUGCAGCACUGGAGGGGGAGGGGCUACACAUGGGCGGGCUGAUGCUCAAAGAACAGCUCAAUCCUCCAAUCAAGGCCCUCGCCAAGCCGGCAACACUCGUCACUACGGCUACGGCUUCCAGAUCAAUCAAAGCCCAGGAGGAGCCGGGAACGGGAAGGGAGGAGUUCUUUGGUGAGAUCAUCAAACCUCUUCAUCGCUGUCAUCUUCAUCACUUUGUUUUGUUAGUGUUGGGUGUUGGGUGCAUGUCUUUUUUUUUUCAUGAAAGGAUUGGAUGGGUGGCUAGAUGGAUAGACAGAUUUUGAUAGAUGAAAGAGAGAGAAUUGGAUGGAUCGGGUCUCAAGGCCUGCAUGAACUUGUAGAGUGGCCUACCUAUCACACAAGCAAAGGGAAAGCGAAACAUUUGGCCCUCAGCGGGAUUGCUAAGGCAGAGGCAUAUCCAGACAAGUAGAGCUGCUAGGCUGGGCACAUCAGACAGAAAGGAGAAUAGAGACGCAGAGAAAAACUAAUGAGAAGGAAUUAUCAAAGCUGAAACGCAAAAAUACACACGCCAAAGAGUCUCUGUGCAACAAAGUCACUCAGUCGUAACUUAAUGCACUGAAUCACAUUCUCCAAGAGACUCUUUUGGUAUAGAACAGUUUUAGGUAGGGUUAAGCACAGACACAGACGUUGCACAUAGAGGGCUGAUAAAGCGUAGCUAUGCAUACACUGAACUGGAAAGCUUAGCUCGGCUGCAGUGUUCACAAAUGACAUGUUAGUGAUAAACACAGCACUGACCAUUAGUAUGAGUCAUAGAGAAGAUUACAGCUUUGGACUGGCAGUGUGUGUAUAUGCCUUGCAUUUGUGUGUAGUGUGGCAGGAUGUGUGUGUGUUCGGAAUGACUCCAGGCCAUAAUAAUAUAGUGGGUGUGUGGUUUGUGCAGGGCCGGACUACUGCAUUUGGGACACCUACCUCCAGAGGGCCCCCAAAAAUCUAAUUAUUAUAGCUGUUUCCCCAAAAAAUAACUUCCUGCAGUUCAACAGAUUUGACCAUGAGACGCAGAGAAAAAUGUGCAGUUUUACAAUGCUAUUCUACACAUUUAGAAAAUUCAGUUUUAAAGCAAAUUUCAUGCAAUUCUACACAUUUUGUCAUAGCAUAUGAACACGUCAUAAGCAAUCUGUUUUUUUGUGGGGGUCGGGGGCCCCGGGGCAUGUGCCCUGUUUGCCCGUUCGGUAAGCCGGCCCUGGGUGUGUCUGUGGGGCGAGUCAUGCGUGUGCUGGUUUGUGUUACCCUGCCUUGGCGUGUGCAGCAGCCUGUUUUUCUUCUGCCCAGGUAUGUGAGCCCUCGAGGGAUGGGAACUGUGUCAACUCAGCUAGGCUCAGAGCUGUUAACACCACCGAGGCUCUUUACAGGAGCUCAGACAGAGGGUGUAGGACCAGGAGUUGCCUAAAAUCAGACUGUAGCUAGGUUUCCAUCCAGUUGCUGACAGAUUUAAUGUGAAUAUGCUCAAAUCUGCAUAAAAACAAUAUGUAUAUUUUUCCACCAGAUAUGUUUCCAUCAUAUUGACUUGUUGUGGAUAAAAGGGUCUGCGUUAAAUUCCCAUGCACCAAAAAAACCCAAACAUGGUUAAAUGGGACUGCAUGCUUUCCCGAGUCAUAGUGGGAGGACCACACAACAUAUCACCUCGUGACUCCAACUUUACUUCGAUAUGACAGUUAUUAUAUCAAUAUUUGCGCAUAAAGGUCUUUCCACCGCCAUUUGUUGCAUAAUUAAUUUCUGCAAACACAAAAAGAUCCCACCUUGUCUAGCGUGUUUUGUAGACAUUUUGAAAGUUUACAGACCUUUGCUGUUUCCAUCACACCUGUAAUUACAUUUUUUAUCAGACAUGUACUUGACUCAGAUAACAAGGUUGGACGGAAAGCAGAUUAGUGAUAUACAUUUUUGGUAUACAGUCUGAAACAAAGUACUGCAAAAACUUGGAAUGUUUCCUUACAAAACAGAAUGUUGAAUAAAAUUACAUUUGAACUUACUCUACCGGUUGUCAGUGCAGUUGGUCCUUCAGUGGGUUGAAGUUUUAAACAAAAUAUCCACAGGAAAGUAUAAUUUACCUGACUUUUUAGAGUUUACUUCAAUUGAAAUUUCAUUCACCUGGCACAUGUGCAAAACCAUGUAAACAUCUGCAAGACUUUGGUUAAUAUGCACGCAUCACGUGCAUGUACUUCCGUCUUGUGCACGUGCCUUAGGUCACGAGCAAACAAAUAUUGAUUGCCACACACAGAGACCCGUGUUUUGAAGUCUGUUUAAUAAUACUUUCCUGUGGUUAUUUUGCCUCAAAUUUCAACCCACUGAAGGACCAACCCCACGGACAAUCGGCAGAGUAAGUUCAAGUAUAUACUGAAACAAAAAUAUAAACACAUUUAAAGUUUUGGUCCCAUGUUUCAUGAGCUGAAAUAAAAGAUCCCAGAAAUGUUCCAUAUGCACAAAAAAAAACAAUUUCUCUAAAAUGUUGUGCACAAAUCUGUUUUCAUUCCUGUUAGUGAGCUUUUCUCCUUUUCCAAGAUAAUCUAUCCACCUGACAGGUGUGGCAUAUCAAGAAGCUGAUUAAACAGCAUGAUCAUAACACAGGUGCACCUUGUGCUGGGGACAAUAAAAGACCACUCUAAAAUGUGCAGUUUUGCCACACAAUGCCACAGAUGGCUCAAGUUUUGAGGGAGCGUGCAAUUGGCAUGCUGACUGCAGGGAUGUCCACCAGAGCUGUUUCCAGAGAAUUGAAUGUUCAUUUCUCUACCAUAAGACGCCUCCAACGUGUUUUAGAGAAUUUGGCAGUACGCCCAACCGGCCUCACAAACGCAGACCACGUAACCACGCCAGGCCUGGACCUCCGCAUCCGGCAUCUUCACCUCCGGGAUUGUCUGAGACCAGCCACCCGGACAGCUGAUGAAACUGUGGGUUUGCACAAUCAACAGCCUGAUCAACUCUAUGCAAAGGAGAUGUGUCGCGCUGCAUGAGGAAAAUGGUGAUCCCACCGGAUACUGACUGGUUUUCUGAUCCAUUCCCAAUCGUGAAAUCCCUAGAUUAGGACCUAAUGGAUUUGACUGAUUUCCUUAUAUCGUUGAAAUUGUUGCAUGUUGCGUUUUUAUAUUUUUGUUCAAGGUAAUUUUAUUAAAUAUUUGUGACCGACAAAAUGUUUUUCUCUAUGUAAAUGUGUGUGGCUAUACCUACACAAUGGAAGGCAUAGCCACAAUCGGGACUAGGCCAGGAGUUGUUCCCUAUUCAGGUGGGUCCGGGAAAAACUACUGGGCCCGUAUUCACAAAGCUUCUCAGAGUAGGAGUGCUGAUCUAGGAUCUGUCCAUGUAAUCUUAUUCAUUAUGAUCUAAAAUACCUAAUGAUAUGUUCUAAGUUUGUAGCAAAAAUUUACCUGACCAGGAAAAAGUACCGGGCUUUUUGUUAGUGUUGAUUUUGGCUUGUGUAAUGAGUGACCAAGACAUUUUCUUGAUGAAGGGACCUCACCAGGUUGUUCAUUGUGUUGAUUGUGUUGCAGGUACAUGUGUGAAGUGUAGGAACGGUGUGUAUGGAGCGGAUAACGCUUGCCAGGCCCUGGACAGCCUCUAUCACACACGCUGCUUCACCUGUGUGUCCUGUGGUGAGUUGAACACACACAAUACAUGCAGUUUAUAGUCAGAAAAGCAGCUCUGUCAAACUUGGCGUGACUGUCCUUCUGUCCCAGGUCGCACCCUGAGAAACAAGGACUUCUAUAACGUCAAUGGCUCUGUGUACUGUGAAGAGGAUUACAUGGUAAGAGGUCGAAGUCUCUAUCUCGCUCAGUGGCAUUCCUAGAUAUCAGUGCAUUACAUUUCUAAACAAUGCUUUCCUAGUCAUGAUUACAGUAAAUUGCAUCAAAGUUUUACAUAUUGCUUUUCAGGGUUGGGUUCAAUUCAGGAAUUACACUGACAUUCCAAUUGUCUUCAAUGCUUUUCAAUUAGGAACAUGUGGAAUUGGAAUUUGGUUUACUUUCUGAAUUGACUGGAAUUCAAAUGGAAUUGACCCUAACCCUGGUGCUUUCUAUGGUAUGAAAUAAAACCAUGUCUCAAAUCUCAAAUGUUCUCUCCAUACUCAGUUCUCAGGCUUCCAGGCUGCAGCAGAGAAAUGCAGUGUGUGUGGCCACCUUAUCCUGGAACAGGUGUGUGUGUUCAAAUAUUUUUUGGGGGUGGUCCUUGUAUGUCCAAUGUUUCAUUGUGAAUCUAAAUGUGUGUGCGUUAAAUCUUCAUUAAUGUUAAGGGACCAUCCCUUAUCUACUGUGUGGUCCUGUUCCACCAGAUCCUCCAGGCGAUGGGGAACUCCUACCACCCUGGCUGUUUCCGCUGUGUGGUGUGUUCCAAAGCCCUGGAUGGAGUCUCCUUCACUGUCGACCACCUCAGCAACAUCUACUGUGUCUCCGACUACAACAGGUGAGACGGGGUGUCCAGUAGGCCAGACUGAGACUUUGAUAUACUACAGACGGUGUAGACUGUAAUGAAUUGUCAAGCUGUUUAGGGUCAGAGGAUACAACUCAGUUGACCACACAGUUUGUACAUUAAUAGUACGCUACAUUACCAGGGCUACAUGUGGUUAUAUUCUCAAAUUGGAACUCUUUUUGUCCUGUAGAAAAUUUGCUCCUAAAUGUGCUGCCUGUUUACAACCCAUCUUACCUGCUGAGGUGAGUAUCUCAUUGUGUUUCCUUUGCUGUGUGUGUGCGUUAGCCUAAAUCGAGACAUAACUGCAUGCCACUCAGACCAACUUCAUACUGCUACUUGAUUGUAAUGCGCUGACUAAUCUCACUGCUGCUGUUGUUUUAUGUUACAGGGCAGCGAGGAGAUACUCAGGGUGGUGUCUAUGAACAAAGAUUAUCACUUUGAGUGCUACCACUGUGAGGUUAGUAUGGCCUUUAUCUAAUAAUAGCAGCUAACAACUAUGUCAUGUGGUCGGUCCUUACCCGUGUUCUUAAAUCAGGCUGUGCAGGCUUUUGUUCCUACCCAGCACUAACACACCUGGUUCAACCACAGUAAUCAAGGGGCUUCAUCAUUGGCUGAAACAAAACCCUACAAGUCACCAGGACCAGAAAUGAAGAACAGUGACUGUAUUUAUUUUAUGAAGCAUUAAACCUGAACUCGGAUCAGAUUUAAUGUUCUGUCUGUUUCAUUCCUCAGGAUUGUGGGAAGCAGCUCUCGGAUCAGCCGGGUUCCCAGUGCUUCCCUCUGGACUCUCAUCUCCUCUGUCACUCAUGUCACAUGACGCAGGUGUGCGCCUCGCAUAACAUUGCCCCUCACAGCACCCACUGAGGAAGAAACUAUGCAGCAAACAUUCAUACCCUUUCAACAUUCCCCUUCCACCUCCCUUUCUCACUCAUAGAAACUCAUUCUUUCGCUCUCCUGCACACCCAGAAAAUAUGGGUUGCUCUGUUUGAAUUUACUUUUCAAAUUCUACUCAGACAAGCUCUCACAUGAAAAUGCUGGUAAAGGCUUUCAACACAGAGCAGAAGAUUAAUUUACUGUAUGGUCCAGUUUGAAACAACAGCAGAAAUGUCUUAGAUCGAACACCUGUAUGUGACCUGGGCCAAGUUCAUUAGGGCACACUGUAUCAGAACGUUUUGCAACGGAAAAUGAAAGCCAGUGUUUAUUGGACAAGUAUAGAUAGUACCUCCUGGAGCAUUUGUCCGUUUAGUGGCUACUGAACAGCACCCAGGUGCGACAUAAGUCCUGCUGUUCUACGAUCACUGUACCGUAACAUUCUCAUAGGGAGAAUAUAGCCUAGUCCCAGAUCAGUUUGUGCUUUCUUGCCAACACCUAUGGUUGUUGUCAAGCCAUUAUUUGGCAGAUCUGGAGCCAGGCUAGGAAGAAUACAAAACUACUGCUUUCUUGUUACUCCCUGACCAUGUCUACUGUUUGCUAUAGGCCAGG